CAUCGAACAGUGAGAUUACCGGAUCUUAACAAGCGAGCAUAAGAUUUACGAGUAUAUAUGUAUAUAUAUAGAUAAUAAAUGGUCCAGGAAUUGGGAGAGGAAUCACCGGCAGAAUGACAAAAAUUAUUAUGAAUUGGAUAAAAGCACAAAUUGUGCGCAGGUAUGUUCGUAGCACAGUGAUAUUAUUCUGCGACUACGGGCUAAAAACUGUUGUAAUAAAAAGCUCGGAAGGCCAGGGCUCCAGUGGUGGUUCGACCAAAUCCAAAAUUAUAAAAAAAAUUUGUCUUAUUGCGGUCGCCCCUAAGAAGCAAACGUCAAGAUCUUCGAUUGUUUUAAAUAAAAGCUCCUCCUAAAAAUAUAUCGGCUGUUCGGAUGCAGCUUAGGAUAAAGUGUAGAUCUCUUCAUUUAUUUGAAAACCAUAAAAACGCACACCAUAACGUGGAAGAGAAGCCUGGCCGAAAAUCGCCGAUUAUAUAUAUAAAUAUACAAUUAUAGAUACAAAAUUAAAGUUUAAAAAAAGUAUAUGUAUAGGAAAAUCUAUUUUUAUGCCUGACUUCCCAAGCCUCACUCACAAAACAAAUGUGGCAUUGCCGUGCCACGAAAUGGUAAAUGUAUCACGUUUCAGAUGGCAAUGUAAUCGAGACGCGACAAAGAGCAAUCAACGCAUCCCUAAAGUUGAUUCACAAACAAAAUUCUGGCGUAAUAGCAGAUUUGGAAAGACGAAAAUAUCUUUUGGACCCGAAAUAUUUGACAAAGCGAGAUAUUCAACACUAUUACCGGAAUUAUCAUGUCUCAAAGAGCCAACGUCAUUAUAAGAAAAUAAUAUUUAUCAUUUUAACUAUAUGCCUUAUCGCGUACCUAUUUGUUGAUUACAAUCUCCGAACAAAAAUUAUCCAGUUUCGUGAUCGUUUCGAAUUCCUGGCACGCGUUGAUGGCAAUUAUAACAUUACACAGGCAUAUUUUGUUAAUACACCAGGUUGUCAUAUCCCCUACUUUGACGUAUCCAACUAUCACAUAAUGCAGUAUAUAGGUUCACCUCCAAAACUAAAGUGUAAAAAGUCGAUUACACGAGCAAGCGACCUCGGUUCCCGUUUGUGGUGGACCAUGACAGAUAAAGAGAUACAGCAUUAUUAUAAAGUAAACGACACCAAUAAAAUCAACUGCCACUAUACUCCUCUGCAACACAAUUACACAUUAUCAGUUAAUACUUUCGGUACCGAAAUUUCAUUCAAAUUACUUUUUAAUCAAUCGAUCGAAAUCAUACCAGAAACGGAGUUUAUACGAGUCCGGUGUUCCGAUGGACAAAAGCAAUACUUUUAUGAAGAUUAUCAUUUUUUCGCUUUGAAUAAAACAAACUCUAAAAUUAUUUUACAAGAGAAGUCUAAGGAUAAUGUUCGGAGAAAAGAGUUAAGGAAUGCAAGAGGAAGGCACGCAAUCAAAGACAAUUCAUAUAUGAAAAACAAAACGAAUAUGCCUGGGCAACAGCUCUCUAUAAUGAUUCUUGGCAUUGAUAGUGUAUCACACUUAAACUUCUUGCGACAUAUGAAGCGCACUGCCGAUUUCAUUAGAAAGCAUCUUAACUACGUUGAAUUUUGGGGCUUUAAUAAAGUUGGGGAUAAUACCUAUCCCAACCUGAUUCCCCUCUUAACUGGUCUUGCAUCAGACGAGUUGAAAUUAUCUUGUAUGCGGGCAAAGGGAAUGAACUACAUUGAUGGUUGCCCUUUUAUAUGGAAACGCUUUAAAGAAGCUGGGUAUAUAACUGCAUUUCUGGAAGAUGUAGCAGAGUCUAGCAUUUUCGGAGUUAAUCCAAUAUUUAAAUAUCAACCAACUGACUAUUAUAUACGACCAAUAACUUUGGAAAUGGAGAAAAAAAUUCAAUAUUAUUACUCAGUAAAUGUUAAUUUAUGUAUGGGAGGGCGUCGUACAGUUGAUCUUGUACUUGAAAUGGUUCAUAAACUGAUGCCUUUUUUGCAAACCGAAAACUUCUUUUCAUUAUUUUGGUUAUUAUCUAUGACUCAAGACUUAAUAUAUAUGCCAAAGUUAUUAGACAAUGAUUUUGUUGAUUUAUUUGAAAGGUUUCAAACAUCUGGAAUUUUUAAUAAGACAGUAGUUCUACUUAUGAGCGAUCACGGCUUACGCUGGGGUUCAUUUCGUGGAACAUACCAGGGUAUGAUGGAAGAACGCCAACCACUCCUAGUAGCCAUAUAUCCAACAUGGUUCAAACAAAAAUAUGCAAAAGCCGUUUAUAAUCUGGAAAACAAUGCAAAAAGGUUAACAACAUUCUAUGAUGUGUAUGCAACAUUGUUAGAUCUUCUUAAUUUAGAUAAUUUACGACCUUCUACUCUACAAGCCCGUUCUAAAGAGAUUCUAGAGUCUGACGUCAUUCCCAGAGGUAUAAGUCUUUUUCUUUCCGUACCAGAAACACGGACCUGUGAAAACGCCGGCAUUGCGAAACAGUGGUGUACAUGUUAUCAACGAACUGAAAUGCCAACGAAUGAUGGUCAAGUACAGGAAGCAGCACGUUACACGGUCAAAUUAAUUAACGAACAAUUGAAAUCAUACCCACAAUGUAGAGUAUUAUAUUUAAACUCUAUAUUGGAGGCCGUUAUGCUGACGCCACAUAACACCAUUAUUAGAGAUGUAAACAAUGAUUAUGGAGUCGAUAUUAGUUUGCGUCUGCAAACUAAGCCUGGACUAGCCGUGUUCGAGUCAACGGUUCGCAUAGCAGGCUCCAAAAAAAAACUUGCUAGUACAAUUAGUCGUCUUAAUUUAUAUGAGAGUCAAAGCUAUUGUAUUAAGAAGAGUGAGCUUAAAAUGUAUUGCUAUUGUCACAGAUAAAAGUAAAGUAUAGGCAAGCUUUUUAUUAAAUAUUUCAAAAAUGGACAGAAGUCUUUUGAAUAUUUUGAAAAAGAUGCAGGUAACAAUGGUAUCGACAUGCAAUGCAAUCGAUUUCUUCUCCGUAAUUUUCAAUCAUUCAGAGGUUAAGCCACUCCGCACUCUACGGAGUAUGUGGGUGUGCACAAAGCAAACACAAUGAAAUUUUCUUUAACUUUAUACACAAU
Molecule: messenger RNA, 3062 nt
Organism: Ceratitis capitata (Mediterranean fruit fly)
Lineage: Eukaryota; Metazoa; Arthropoda; Insecta; Diptera; Tephritidae
Exons: 3
Coding region: 610-2838 (742 amino acids)
Source: RefSeq, a predicted model, not a curated record